Physeter macrocephalus (sperm whale) is the source of this 494-nucleotide messenger RNA. RefSeq names its product peptidase inhibitor 3 (gene PI3). Gene Ontology annotation, molecular function: peptidase inhibitor activity. Gene Ontology annotation, cellular component: extracellular region. Lineage: Eukaryota; Metazoa; Chordata; Mammalia; Artiodactyla; Physeteridae. Bases 63 to 353 code for a protein of 96 amino acids. The transcript has 3 exons. The record is from RefSeq and is a predicted model, not a curated record.
UAGCUGGAGCUGCAUAAAACUAGAUUUGGCCUCAGCUCUUAGCCAUUCACCUUCCUGACAACAUGAAGUCCAGAAACUUCUUGAUCCCAGUGGUGGUACUUCUUGUCCUUGGGACGCUGGUGGCACAGGCAGCUCUCGUAAGAGGUCAAGGCACUAUGAAAGGCAAUGUUCUGACCAAAGGACAAUAUCCAGUCAAAGUCCCAUCCCUCCCUAAGCAUGGCUCGUGCCCCAGGAUUCUGAUACGGUGCGCCGCAAUAAAUCCCCCUAACAAAUGUUUGAGAGAUGCUGAUUGCCCGGAGGCCAAGAAGUGCUGUGUGAGCUUCUGCGGGAAAGACUGUCUGAAUCCCCUGUGAGGUGGAGUCUGUUCUUGCCGCACCUGUGAAGUCCCCAGGGAUGCAGAUCCUGGUGCCCGUAGCACUAGCCUCUCCCACACUGACCAUUCCUCCUUUAAUCCAGGGUGCCCAAACCUGGGAUGCCUCUCUCAUGGACUUUCC